Messenger RNA from Dromaius novaehollandiae (emu), 8265 nucleotides. RefSeq names its product kelch domain containing 8A (gene KLHDC8A). The transcript is spliced from 10 exons. Gene Ontology annotation, molecular function: protein binding. NCBI's taxonomy places the organism in Eukaryota, Metazoa, Chordata, Aves, Casuariiformes, Dromaiidae. The record is from RefSeq and is a predicted model, not a curated record. The coding region runs from base 932 to 1984 and encodes 350 amino acids.
CUCCAGCGUGGGGCUCGUAAUCCGGCGCACGCCGGCACGCACGCCCCUCCGGCUGGGGCUCCGCGGAGGGUGCCGGCCGCCGCAGCAGAUGGGAGCGCUCGCCCUAAUCGUCCUGCGGCUCUUGUAGGAGAGCGAAGAUUAGAGCUGCUGGAUUUACGCUGGUUUUAUUGCUCCGAGCCCUGAGCCCCGCUCCCCUCCCACCCGGGCUGCUCCCGCCCGCCGUGCGCGUCCCUCCCGGCAAGGGCUGCAGCCUGCAGGGAGCCGGCGCGAGGGGGAUGGAUGUGCGCGAGGGGGAUGGAUGUGCGCGAGGGGGAUGGAUGUGCGCGAGGCGUGCGCGGGGAGGAGGGGGAGCCGCUCGGCGGGAGCGCAGCGCUUGGGCUUCCCCGCGCUGAAGUUGAGGAGCGUCUGCGAUAAAGAGCCGGGCUCGCCGCUGCUGCCGGGAUAGUGGCUGGAUGUGGUGGUAUUUUCCGCGAGCUCUGCAGCCCCUCUGGCACAGCGGCUGCACGCGGCAGGACUGCCCCGUGCUCGCCUGGCACGCCGUGGAGAUCUCUGCGUGACCCUGGGCCCGUUCCUUCCCCUCCCAGCCUUGCUUUCUGCAGCGGCAGUUGUGGUACCUGCUGGAAGGUGGCCUGAGACCGGCUCAGGAAAGCACGCAGCCGUUCUGAGGGAGAAGGAAAAAUGAUCCUGGCUUUCCAGCGGGAGCGUGUGUCUCUCUCCCCUAACGGGCUGCUCUCUGGAUCCCUCGCAGAUCUGCUGUGAAGCAGCGUGCGGCACAGCCGGGGAGCCGUGGCUGCAGGGCUGAGGGGAUCGGUCUCUGCGUGAGCUGCUACGGCAGAGCUGGAGCUGCAGGAUUAAUGGCGAUGCAAUGAAAGCUUAGCCAGCCCGCUCCCUGCGGACAGGGCGCCGAUGCUGCCCUGCCCCACGAGCUGCGAUGGAGUUAGCUAACACCAAAGACUUCCAGUGGAAAACCCUCGCUCCCCUCCCAAGCCGCAGGGUCUACUCGACCCUGGUGGAAGCCGGCGGGCAGGUGUUCGCCAUCGGGGGCUGCGAUGACAACGGCAUCCCCAUGGACUGCUUCGAGGUCUACUCGCCCGAGGCCAACCAGUGGAACUCGCUCCCUGCCAUGCCCACGGCCCGGGCCGGGGUGGCCGUGGCCACCUUGGGCAAGCGGAUCAUGGUGAUAGGAGGGGUCGGGGCGAAUCAGAUGCCGCUGAAGAUAGUGGAGAUGUACAACAUAGACGAGGGCAAGUGGAAGAAGAGGAACUCGCUGAGAGAAGCAGCCAUGGGCAUCUCAGUGACAGCCAAAGACUACAGAGUCUAUGCGGCUGGUGGGAUGGGAGCCGACCUGCGGCCGCACAAUUACCUGCAGCAUUACGACAUGCUCAAGGACAUCUGGGUGUCGCUGGCGGCCAUGCCCACACCCAGGUAUGCUGCCACGUCCUUCCUGCGAGGCGCCAAGAUCUAUGUGCUGGGCGGAAGGCAGUCCAAGUACGCUAUCAACGCCUUCGAGGUCUUCGACACAGAGACCAGAUCAUGGACCAAGUUUCCCAACAUCCCCAACAAAAGGGCCUUCUCCAGCUUUGUGCCCACCGAAGACAAACUCUUCAGUCUCGGGGGCCUGCGGCAGGGCCGGCUCUACCGGCAGCCCAAGUUCAUGAGGACUGUGGAUGUGUUUGACGUCGAGCAAGGUGGCUGGAUGAAGACGGAGCGCUCCUCCUACUUGAAGAAAAGGCGAGCAGACUUUGUGGCUGGCUACCUGAAAGGGAGAGUCAUUGUGGCUGGGGGACUAGGGAACCAGCCAACUGUCCUGGAGUCCGUGGAGGCCUUCCACCCCGAGAAGAACAAGUGGGAGAGCCUGCCCGCCAUGCCCACCCCGCGCUGCGCCUGCUCCAGCAUCGUGGUCAGGAACUGCCUGCUGGCUGUCGGGGGGGUGAACCAGGGCCUCAGCAGUGCCGUGGAGGCCCUGUGCGUCUCCGACUCGUAGCUGGCUCCUGCGCAGGACCCCGCUGCCCCGCUGCGUCACGCCGCGGUGGUGGCGGUGCUGCCGGGCUGGCUCCCGGCAGUGCAGGGGCUGUGCGAGCACCACCCGAGCUGCCCGCGAGCCUGGCAGCUCUGCUCUGCCUCCCGGCAGCUCAAAGGCAGCCUUGCUCCGGAGCUGGGGCCAGCGGGAGCCUGUAGCCAGGGCUGCUGUUCCUCUCCCUCCGCCUGGAUGCUGCAAGUCCAGCCCUACGGAGGGACGAUGGAAGGGGACAGCCCGUGUGGAGCACUUAAGCCAGGGUCUCCUCCGAUAGCCUUCAGAGCUCUACGGGGCAACCCAGAUGAAGGAACUGCUCGUUGAGCUGGUGCGUCAUGUCUCACGUCAACAGGAAGGACCCUGGCGCUCAGGGCAUGGGCAAGCAUCUCCAUCUGUCCUGACCCACCAUCAAAGGACAAGGGUUCAGAGGUGCCAGGAGUAUCCAGACAGGUCAGUGGUGGCUCAGGAGAGCUGAGGUGAGGUUGCCCUGUCCGAGCACCCUGUGACCUAUGCGUACGUCCCUGCACGGACCCUCUUGGCUUGCAACAAGGGAAACUCCGAAUCUGCAGGCACGUUUGGGGGGGGGGGGGGGUCAUUCUUUUGCCUUCAUAGCAAGGCUUUUUCCUGCAGACCUGUAGCAUUUGACUGUUGCUUUGCCAGAAGCUGGAGCAAGGGGCUGCCAACAUGACUGGGGGGGGGGGGAAGGGGAUGAAUGCCGUGGACUGUUUCAGUCAGAGGGAAGACCUUGCUCUUGGUACAGGACUAGCUCAGAAGUUACCUUUGAGUUUCAUGCAUGGAUGGCCUCAACCUGUGAUGCUCCAACCCAGUUCUUAGCCCCUUCAGUGGUUUGGGAUUCUCUGUUCAGUCUUGGGAGAAAGGAGCAAAUAUGAGCCCUGCCUCUCAUCCCCCGAGUCUGGGCGGUGGCUUUGGGCAAAGCUUUGCUUUGGCAGCGGAGGCAGAAGACCCUGGCCAUGGCUGCCUCUUUAUUUGUGUAGCCGUUGCACCAUUAACAGCCGCCUUCGGAAGAGCUCUCGGACAAGCCCUGUCCGAGGUAAGGGCUGCCGCAGGGCCGUCUCUGCUGUGGCUGUAUGGAAAGGGGGGACCUGGGCUAAGAAGAGGGAGGGAGUCAAUGUAGGCAGCUGCGGCUGGGGUCAGCGCCGUAUCCCGGGGUCAGCGCCGUAUCCCGGGGUCAGCGAGCCCGGACCCUGCUGCACCACUCUCUUCUUUCCAGCUUGUCACGUGCCUCUUUUCUCUCAAGCCAGGGACUGCUUUAAGAGUGGGAUUUUUCCAAAGAAAUUUCCUUUGCCCUGGGCAGAGGGGUGGCUGGAGGGAAGAGGCUGCCUGGGGCUUAGCAAGCGCUGAUAAAACCAGCUCGGUGGCUUCCCGGGGCUCGCCGGGCCCGUCGCGCCGCCGCAGAGCGCGGAGGACACCGUGCGGCCGCCGCGGCAAUGGCAGAGGCUCCCCGGGGAAGCGGCCCCGGUGCCGGGACUUGCUUUGCGCCGCUUCCCGGGCGCGGGCUCCGGUGAUGCUCGGCCCCAGAUCAGCUCGGGAGGGACGCGUUAGGCCAGGCAGGGCGGCCGAGGCGAGCCGGGGGCGAGCCCACGCUGGAGGACACGGGCAGGACUUGUCUCCUGCAUCCCGCGGGAUCCUCGCUGCUCCAGCGGGACCCUGGCCCCCAGCUGUCCUCCCCCGGGCCAGCUGCCGUCCCUCUCGUGGGUGGCCGGAGCUGGUCCUCUCUGCUGGUAUUUGCUGGGAAGCAACGAAGCGAGGGGCUCCGUUUGAAGUGCAGCCCUGUCAGCUGCAAGUCCCGUCUCCUCGGAUCUCCAAGCGCUGUGUAGAGCAGAUGAAAGGGGAAAGACACCGACUCCAGAGCUAACAACCUGCUCACUAAUUAUUUACAUCCCACCUGCUUGUGUCUGGCUAUGCACAAUAGACGUGACGGUGUCUGUCCCCAUCCCCUUUCAUGUUCCCGUCUGGGGUGCUGAUGCUUGAGCUGUUCAGGCACCAUGUUUCGAAGGUUGUAUAAAUGCAAAAAUUGAACUGCAGCAGGGGAGCUUUACGCCCGAAGCAGAGGCGCAGCUCUGUCUGGGGUGGAAGAGCAUAGAGGCCAGCUCAAAUGAUCUUCUGACAAGCAGUUUGUCUUCCCGAUCUGUGCCUCAGCUUCCUUUUUUUGGGCGAGAAUGGUGCCGCCUGCCCCCCCGGGUGCGGAGGCCUGCUGGAGGGGUGAGCGGGGCGCUGGGGCCAGGCACUCCUGGCCAGUGCCACCUCUGCUAGCGCAGGCGAUUAAAGGUCUGCUGGCCCUUUCGGAGCUGGAGGUAGAGGCUAGGAGCACCUCUCCCCAUGCAUGCAGCCCUGAGGGUGACGGUCCUGCCUCCUGACCCAGGAAUGCUACUAAAACAUCCCUUUGAACGGUAAAAAUUGGAGGAGGCGGCAGCUCGGAGGGAGAGAGGGAGCCUUCUCUUUUUCUAGAACAAACCCCAUGUCUCCCGGCACAGCAGAUCUCCAUUUCAGCCGCCUCUGCACAGCUGCGAGUCUCUAGCUAUUAAUGAAGUGUUUUCCUUUGUCCUCAAGGAACCUUUCCCCCGCGCAGCACAGCCUGACGCUCCUCGGCUCCCGCUUUCCCGUCAGCCCUGAGCCGUGCUUGUUGCAGCGAGGCGGGCUGGGCAGGCUGGGCGCGGGUCUCAUCCUGCCGCUCGGCCGACUCUGCGGCUGUGCUGGCGGAAGGGGAGGAGGCGUCUGGUCCCUUCGCCGUGCUCUGGCACAGCUGGGGUCGGGUCCUUUCUUUUCUGCACGCAGAAAGGCUGCAGAGAGCGGCAGACAAAGCAGUGUCGUGGGAAUAAACCAGGCUCUAGGACUUAAUGAAGAGACGUCAGGGCCUGGGGAUGAGGAUGGGGGGAGGCAGCCGUCACAACCGGAGAUGUGCAGAGCAUUUAGAGCAGGAGUGGAGGAGGAGCUUUGAGCAUCAGCCUAGCGAGACCUGGGUCUAGGUCAGCUGCCUUUGUCGGUGAAAUCCCAGCUCUCAUCGCCAAAUGGAGGAUGAGGUGCACAUCCACAGGGCCGCUGUCUCUGCAGCCGGGGCAGGUCGCUUUGCAGUGUGCUGUCGUCCCAGAGCCACUUUUUUUUUUUUUAUUUUAUUUUAUUUUUUUUACAAGAGCUCAACAUUUCAACCUGUUUUGGACUUCUCUAGGCUUAGUUACCACCCUGACCAGAUUUCCUAGGAGUUUCCUGCCUUGCCUGCUGGACUCUCCCCAAAACCUGCUGGGAAAGGGAGCUGCUGCACUUCAUACACUUCCAGCACACGCUGCUGUACCAUAUUUUCAGAUAACGCCCACUCGGAGACCUUUCUAGCUGAUGAAUUGGAGUGUUUUCCCUAGUACUAAUGUCAUGCUUUUUACCAGCAGAUUACAAAUGGCUUUGCAAAUACAGAGAGGUAACCGGGCAGCAGGGAGGUGAGAAAAGACACAUCCACAGUCAGUGGCAAAGCUGGGAUUAGAAGUUAGGUCUGAUCUAUCCCUGUGCUGGGCUCUGCUCACUAGAGCACAUUGCCUGCGGCAGAGCCGCUCUGGUACGUGGAAAUCCGCUGUCUGAAAUUCAGCCUGUUCUGUGACGCGGUGAAGGGGCCUCCUGGACUCGGCCUGUGCUUGACCCCUGCCGAAGGAACCUGGCUGUGUUUUCAAGUUAAUCUUCUUUAAUUAUUUCAAGAAAAGGUUUAAAACUUCUCUUGGGUGUUCUUUUGAGCUGUUCUGCUGGCGUGGCAGAGCAGCCCAAGGUAAGACUGGAGGAGCUCCGUUAAUUAAUCACAGAAUAAGAGAUUUAAUGAGACUGCUGCAGAGGCCAGGGAAAGCUAACACAAUUCAGAACACGGUGAGAGCGUAUUGCAGGCUGAUGCCCUUUAGGGGCUUGCCAAACCCGGGUGUCCACCUGCACUGUGUGAACGCCCCCAAGGCUGUCCAGCACUGCUGAACUCAAACACUCCUAAAACUGGCUUAAAACAACCAACUCCACGCAACCAACUCUCUCCUUCGAGUGCUCUCUGGACGGCAGAUGGCAUCAAUGGGCUGAGUCCGGGCAGGAGCAGCAUCUCCGAGAAGGCAUCGCCGCUGCAGCUGGGGGCCCCUGUCCUGCCCGGGUGACGCUGGACCGUGCUGCCGUGGCGGGAGGCCAGCUCUGAUGUGUCGUUCUGGGUUGUGCAGGGAUCCUGGCUAAUGGCAUGAGGAGAUCCAGCAAAUAGCCUGAUGGGAAAGGAUGUUAUGCAUUUCCUCCAGUGCCUUGUUUCCAUGAACAGGCGUUGUCUUUGGUCCAAAUGCCUCGUCACAGCCAUGAAACAGAGCUGAAUCCUGCUCUCGGCUCCCCUGAGUAGCUCAUUUCUAGCACUGCUGCAGAGAGUCUGUCAAGGAAACGUCUGUGUGGCUGAACCCUGCUCUUGCUAACAGCGCGGCAGCUCCCUGGAAGUCGGCAGUGCUGAGGAUGUAACUGAGCUCUGCAGGGAAUCGCUAGGGAUUCGAGAGCUGUGGUUUCUUUCUCCAGAUGUUUGCUGCAUAUGUUUUUCAGCAGCUGGUGCUGAGAGUGCUUCCAUCUUUGAAACUGAUACUUGAUGGAUUCUCUUGUGCCUGGAGGGCCAGGGUGAAGCAUCAGCCAGGAGGUCGAGCCCUGCGAUCAAACCAGCUCCUUGCAACGGGGCCUUUGAUCCUAAUCGCCAGCUGUGGAGGGGCUGGUUACCGCGGCUGUGUGGGGCGGAAGGCUGCUUCUCGGAGCGAGACGCGAUAAACUGCUCCGUUUUCCGAAAGAGUUUGACUGUUCUGGCAAGAGCAGCACGGGCAGCCUAGGACACGGUGCAAAGAUAACCCCGUGCUGUGAGGGGGGUGUGGGCAUGCACUUAUGCAGGAGGAAAAGUAAUGGGUGUUUGUGUAGAUGGAGGUACAACCGCGUGUGCGGAUACCCUGCGCUGUCAUGUAGACGUGUACGUGUGGGGAUAUGUGGGACCAGGCUCGCGUAUGCUAACGUGGGCGGGGGGUGGACGUCCCCAGUAGAAAAGGUGUAGCUGUGCUGAGUGUUUCUGGUGGACGUGAGACCCCAGGAUGCGAAGCUCCCCUGGGCCCCUCAGUGCUGGGGAGGGCUCUGUGCCACGGAGCUGCACCCAGGCUGCCACCACCUUGCUUCCCGAAACGCUGGGGGUUUGUUCUUUACCCUUUGCUCUGAAACGUGGUUAGAGAUGCGGGUAGAUCGUGGCUGUGGCUGCAUGACAGUGUUCAGUUGUCCUAGGAGUUGUUUCGCGCUCUGGGUUUGUUCCUGCAGCUUUUGUCGCGGGCCCGUGAGCGGACGGGAGCACCUUGCAUCCUGGGCUGCCAGCGCGGCUCUCCUUGACGGGGUCCAGGCGCAACUCUGGGGGUUUGUGCUGUAUAGCGGCACGACUCUCAUCUCGUGCCCUUCCACGCGUUGUCGCGGCAGUGCAUGGUUGCCCCAGGGACGGGAAUGAUGCUGGAGAUGUUGAUCGUGUAGAGCCUGCCUGUGGCAGGGACCUGCUGGCUCUGCAAAGCCAGGCUACCGAGGGCAGAGGCAUGGGACAUCCUUCCAAGCACACCAAAACUGCCAUCACACAGAACAGGUCCGUGGGGACAGAGCAGCUUGCAGACUCGCCCGGCGUGUGCUGCACCCACGUCUGGAUUUGUCCCGGGCUACGGAAGCGCUGCGCAUACCUGUCAUCCGGCGUUGCCUCCUCCGCCGGGCGCUGCCCUCCGAGUUGCAGGUAUGACAGCGCUGCUCAAAGGGACCUCGGGCAGGUACUUGCUGGAAUUCACACAUUUCCCCAGCUCGGUGAGUCACAGCCGUGCACCUGGUUGUAAAGCACCUUUUUUGGGUUGCGUUGUUCCUCCCUGCUUCAUUCCAGAGGAGCUGCUGGGGCUGAGGUCAUUCCUGCUUGCAAAGAUGAUCGUUUCUGGCCUCAGUAGGCUGGUGCAGCCCUGGUAUUUUGGGCAGUUUCCUAACGCCAAUUGAAGAUAAGAUUUAGUGACUGUGGUUCAGGGUCAGGGAAUUUGAACUGUCCACCCAGUCUCACAUCACGGGGAUUAUUGGCGUCUGUCUUCUAUGGAAAUCCAGUUUAGAUGCCAGUUCAGCAGUGCAACUAAGAGACAUGCUUAGACUUCAGCAUAGGAGAAAGCCGGUUGAUGUCAAAGUGUGUUUGCUGAACCUGGGCCUUAAACUGCUGUAACCAUUUUAGAUGGAUCUUUUAAAAAUAAAGCAAACAAACAUAA